Molecule: messenger RNA, 9267 nt
Organism: Puma concolor (puma)
Lineage: Eukaryota; Metazoa; Chordata; Mammalia; Carnivora; Felidae
Source: RefSeq, a predicted model, not a curated record
AUGCUACAUGGUUUAUUCCCUGCUGUCCUGAAUCUUGCUUCCAAUGCUCUCAUCACCACAAAUGCAACAUGUGGAGAAAAAGGACCUGAAAUGUAUUGCAAAUUGGUAGAGCAUGUCCCUGGACAGCCUGUGAGGAACCCCCAAUGUCGAAUCUGCAAUCAAAACAGCAGCAAUCCAAAUCAGAGACACCCGAUUACAAAUGCUAUUGAUGGAAAGAACACUUGGUGGCAGAGUCCCAGUAUUAAGAAUGGAAUUGAAUACCAUUAUGUGACGAUUACACUGGAUUUACAGCAGGUGUUCCAGAUUGCUUAUGUGAUUGUGAAAGCAGCUAAUUCCCCGCGGCCUGGAAACUGGAUUUUGGAACGCUCACUUGAUGAUGUCGAAUACAAGCCUUGGCAGUAUCAUGCUGUGACAGACACGGAGUGUCUAACACUUUACAAUAUUUAUCCCCGCACUGGACCACCAUCAUAUGCCAAAGACGAUGAGGUCAUCUGCACUUCAUUUUAUUCCAAGAUACACCCCUUAGAAAAUGGAGAGAUACACAUCUCUUUGAUCAAUGGGAGACCAAGUGCCGAUGACCCUUCUCCUGAACUGCUGGAAUUCACCUCCGCUCGCUAUAUUCGCCUGAGAUUUCAGAGAAUCCGCACCCUGAAUGCCGACUUGAUGAUGUUUGCUCACAAAGACCCAAGAGAAAUUGACCCGAUUGUCACACGAAGAUAUUACUACUCGGUCAAGGAUAUUUCGGUCGGAGGGAUGUGCAUCUGCUACGGUCAUGCCAGGGCUUGUCCACUUGAUCCAGUGACAAAUAAAUCCCGCUGUGAAUGUGAGCAUAAUACAUGUGGGGAUAGCUGUGAUCAGUGCUGUCCAGGAUUCCAUCAGAAACCUUGGAGAGCUGGCACUUUUCUGACUAAAACUGAAUGCGAAGCAUGCAAUUGUCAUGGGAAAGCUGAAGAAUGCUAUUAUGAUGAAAAUGUUGCCAGAAGAAAUCUGAGUUUAAAUAUACAUGGAAAGUACAUUGGAGGGGGUGUGUGCGUGAAUUGUACCCAAAAUACUGCUGGUAUAAACUGUGAGACAUGCAUUGAUGGCUUCUUCAGACCCAAAGGGGUGUCUCCUAAUUAUCCACGACCAUGCCAGCCAUGCCAUUGUGAUCCAAUUGGUUCCUUAAAUGAAGUCUGUGUGAAGGAUGAAAAACAUGCUCGGCGAGGUCUGGCACCUGGGUCUUGUCCUUGCAAACCUGGCUUCAGAGGCGUGAGUUGUGAUCGAUGUGCCAGGGGCUACACUGGCUACCCAGACUGCAAACCCUGUAACUGCAGUGGCGCAGGGAGCGCAAAUGAGGACCCUUGUUUUGGACCCUGUAACUGCAAGGAGAAUGUUGAAGGUGGGGACUGCAGUCGCUGUAAAUCCGGCUUCUUCAACUUGCAAGAGGAUAAUCAUAAAGGUUGUGACGAGUGUUUCUGUUCAGGGGUUUCAAACAGAUGUCAGAGCUCCUACUGGACCUAUGGCCAUAUACAAGACAUGAGCGGCUGGUACCUAACUGACCUCUCUGGCCACAUUCGAGUGGCUCCCCGGCAGGAUGACUCAGAGCCAGCUCAGCAGAUCAGCAUCAGCAGUGUGGAAGCCCAGCGUUCCCUGCCACAGAGGUACUACUGGAGUGCACCAGCUCUGUAUCUGGGAAACAAACUUACAGCAGCUGGAGGACAGUUGACAUUUGCCAUCUCAUAUGACUUUGAAGAAGGGGAAGAAGAUACAGAACACGUUCUCCAGAUUAUGGUUAUCUUAGAGGGAAGUGACUUGAGGAUCAGCACAGUCCAAGACGAGGUGUAUCUGCAACCAUAUGAAGAACAUAUCCAUUCAUUGUCACUUAAAGAAGAAUUGUUUACCAUACAUGGCACAAAUUUCCCUGUCAGUAGAAGAGAGUUUAUGACAGUGCUCGCGAAUGUAAAGAGAGUCCUCAUACAAAUCACCUACAGCCUUGGGAUGGAUGCCACCUUCAGGCUGGGCUCUGUCAGCCUUGAAUCCGCAGUCCCCUAUCCUACUGAUGGAACCAUUGCAACCGCCGUGGAGAUUUGCCAGUGUCCACCUGGGUAUUCUGGCUCCUCUUGUGAGUCUUGUUGGCCUCGGCACAGACGAGUCAAUGGCACUAUUUUGGGUGGCAUCUGUGAACCAUGUCAAUGCUUUGGCCAUGCAGAAUCUUGUGAUGACAUCACUGGAGAAUGUCUGAACUGUAAGGAUCACACAGGUGGCCCAUACUGCAAUAAAUGUCUUCCUGGUUUCUAUGGUGAUCCUACUAAAGGAACCUCUGAAGACUGUCAGCCCUGCGCCUGUCCACUCAAUAUCCCAUCCAAUAACUUUAGCCCGACGUGCCAUUUAGACCGAAGUCUCGGAUUGAUCUGUGACGCAUGCCCUGUCGGGUACACAGGACCACGCUGUGAGAGGUGUGCAGAAGGCUAUUUUGGACAACCUUCUGUACCUGGAGGAUCAUGUCAGCCAUGCCAAUGCAAUGACAACCUUGACUUCUCCAUCCCUGGCAGCUGUGACAGCUUGUCUGGCUCCUGUCUGAUAUGUAAGCCAGGUACAACAGGCCGGUACUGUGAGCUCUGUGCUGAUGGAUAUUUUGGAGACGCAGUUGAUGCAAAGAACUGUCAGCCUUGUCGCUGUAAUGUCAACAGCUCCUUGUCUGAGAGUUGCCAUGCUAGGACAGGACAGUGUGAAUGCAAACCUAAUGUGCAAGGACUGCGGUGUGAUGAGUGUAAGCCUGAAACCUUCGGCCUACAAUCCGGAAGGGGGUGUGUUCCCUGCAAUUGCAAUUCCUUUGGGUCUAAGUCAUUUGACUGUGAAGAGAGUGGUCAAUGUUGGUGCCAACCUGGAGUAGCAGGAAAGAAAUGUGACCGCUGUGCUCACGGCUAUUUCAACUUCCAAGAAGGAGGCUGCACAGCUUGUGAUUGUUCCCAUCUGGGUAAUAAUUGUGACCCAAAGACUGGUCAGUGCAUUUGCCCUCCCAAUACCAUUGGAGAAAAAUGUUCUAAAUGUGCACCUAACACCUGGGGCCACAGCAUCACCACUGGUUGUAAGGCUUGUAACUGCAGCACAGUAGGAUCCUUGGAUUUCCAAUGCAAUACAAACACAGGCCAAUGCAACUGUCAUCCCAAAUUCUCUGGUGCAAAAUGUACAGAGUGCAAUCGAGGUCACUGGAACUACCCUCACUGCAGCCCCUGCGAGUGCUUCCUGCCGGGUACUGAUGAAAGGACCUGCGAUUCAGAGACUAAAAAGUGCUCCUGUAUGGAUCAGACAGGGCAAUGCACCUGUAAGGUGCACGUAGAAGGUGUGCGCUGCGACAGGUGCCGGCCAGGCAAGUUUGGACUAGAUGCCAAGAACCCACUUGGCUGCAGCAGCUGCUAUUGCUUCGGCGCCACUACCCAGUGCUCUGAAGCCAAAGGACUGAUCCGUACGCAGGUGACUCUGAAGCCUGAGCAGACCAUCCUGCCCCUGGUGGACGAGGCUCUGCAGCAUACUACCACCAAAGGCAUCGUUUUUCAACAUCCGGAGACUGUUGCACAUAUGGAUCUGGUGAGACAGGAGCUCCACCUGGAACCCUUUUACUGGAAACUUCCAGAACAAUUUGAAGGCAAGAAGUUGACGGCCUAUGGAGGCAAACUCAAGUACGCGAUCUAUUUUGAGGCUCGGGAAGAGACAGGUUUCUCCACCUAUAAUCCUCAAGUUAUAAUUCGAGGUGGGACUCCUACUCAUGCUAGAAUUAUCAUCAGGCAUAUGGCUGCUCCUCUAAUUGGCCAAUUGACAAGGCACGAGAUUGAAAUGACAGAGAAAGAAUGGAAAUAUUAUGGUGAUGACCCUCGAAUCAGUAGAACCGUGACCCGUGAAGACUUCUUGGAUAUUCUAUAUGAUAUUCAUUAUAUUCUUAUCAAAGCAACUUAUGGAAAUAUCAUGAGACAAAGCAGGAUUUCUGAAAUCUCGAUGGAGGUAGCUGAACAAGGACGCAUAACAGCGGUGACUCCUCCAGCUCGUUUGAUAGAAAGAUGUGAUUGUCCCCCAGGCUAUUCCGGUUUGUCCUGUGAGACAUGCAUGCCAGGAUUUUAUCGACUACGGUCUGAGCCAGGCAGCCACACUCCUAGACCAACCCUGGGUACCUGCGUUCCAUGUCAGUGUAAUGGACACAGCAGCCUAUGUGACCCUGAAACUUCUAUAUGCCAGAAUUGUCAACAUCACACUGCUGGUGACUUCUGUGAACGAUGUACUCUUGGAUAUUAUGGAAUUGUCAGGGGAUUGCCAAAUGACUGUCAGCAAUGUGCUUGCCCUCUGAUUUCUUCCAGCAACAAUUUCAGUCCUUCUUGUGUCUUGGAAGGCCUCGAUGAUUACCGCUGCACAGCUUGUCCACGAGGAUACGAAGGCCAGUACUGUGAACGGUGUGCCCCUGGCUAUACUGGCAGCCCCAGCAGCCCUGGAGGUUCCUGCCAAGAAUGUGAGUGUGACCCCUAUGGCUCGCUGCCUGUCCCCUGUGACCCUAUCACGGGGCUCUGCACGUGCCGACCUGGAGCCACAGGGCGGAAGUGUGAUGGCUGCAAGCACUGGCAUGCGCGCGAGAGCACGGAGUGCGUGUUUUGUGGAGAUGAAUGCACGGGCCUUCUUCUCGGUGACUUGGCUCGCCUGGAGCAGAUGGCCAUGAGCGUCAACCUCACUGGCCCGCUGCCUGCCCCAUAUACGAUGCUGUAUGGCCUUGAAAAUAGGACUCAAGAACUAAAGCAUUUGCUCUCACCUCAGCGAGCCCCCGAGAGGCUCAUUCAAUUGGCAGAGGGCAAUCUGAACACACUUGUAAUGGAAAUGAAUGAGCUUCUGACCAGGGCGACCAAAGUGACAGCAGAUGGCGAGCAAACUGGACAGGAUGCUGAGAGGACCAACAGGAGAGCAGACUCCUUAGGAGAAUUCAUUAAGGAGCUUGCCCAGGAUGCAGAAGCUGUAAAUGAAAAAGCUGUGAGACUAAAUGAAACUCUAGGAAUUCAAGACCAGGACUUUGAGAGAAAUUUGCAAGGGCUUCAGAAAGAGAUUGAUCAGAUGAUGACUGAACUGAGGAGGAAAAAUCUUGAUAAACAAAAGGAAGUUGCCGAAGAUGAGUUAGUGGCUGCAGAAGGCCUUCUGAAGAAGGUGAAGAAGUUCUUUGGAGAGUCCCGAGAGAAGAAUGAAAAAGCAGAGAAGGAUAUCCGGGCGAUACUGGCAGACAACAAAGAUAAAGUGGAUGCUGCUUGGGACCUGUUGAGAGAAGCCACCGAUAAAAUCAGAGAGGCUAAUCGCUUAUCUGCAGCAAAUCAGAAAAACAUGACUGCUUUGGAGAAAAAGAAGGAAGCUAUCGAAAAUGGCAAACAACAAACUGAGAACACUUUAAAAGAAGGCAAUGACAUACUCAGUGAAGCCAACCGUCUUGCAGAUGAAAUCAACUCGGUCAUAGAUUACGUUGAAGAUAUUCAAACUAAGUUGCCACCCAUGUCUGAGGAGCUGAAAGAUAAAAUAGAUGACCUCUCCCAGGAAAUACAGGACAGAAACCUUGCUGAGAAGGUGUCCCAGGCUGAGAGCCAUGCAGCUCAGUUGAAUGACUCAUCUGCUGUCCUUGAUGGAAUCCUUGACGAAGCUAAAAACAUCUCCUUCAAUGCUACUGCAGCCUUCAAUGCUUACAGCAAUAUUAAGGACUCUAUUGAUGAAGCUGAGAAAAUUGCCCAAGAAGCCAAAGAUCUUGCACAUGAAGCUACAAAACUGGCAACAGGUCCUCAGGGUUCAUUAAAGGAAGGUGCCAAAGGUUCUCUUCAGAAAAGCUUUGGGGUUCUUAAUGAAGCCAAGAAGUUAGCAAACGAUGUCAAAGAAAAUGAUGAUUAUCUGAAUGGCUUAAUAACCCGAUUAGAAAAUGCAGAUGUUAAAAAUGGAGAUCUCCUGAGAGCUUUGAAUGACACUUUGGCAAAGUCGUCAGCCAUUCCCGAUGACACAGCCGCUAAACUGCAAGGUGUUAAGGACAAAGCGAGACAAGCCAACGACACAGCAAAACAUGUGCUGGCACGGAUUAAAGAUCUCCACCAGGACCUUGACGGCCUGAAGAAAAAUUACAAUCAACUGGCAGACAGCAUAGCCAAAACAAAUGCUGUGGUAAAAGAUCCUUCGAAGAACAAAAUCAUUGCAGAUGCAGACGCCACUGUGAAAAAUCUAGAACAAGAAGCUGAUCGUCUAAUAGAUAAACUCAAACCCAUCAAGGAACUUGAGGAUAACCUAAAGAAAAACAUCUCUGAGAUAAAGGAACUGAUAAACCAAGCCCGGAAACAAGCCAAUUCUAUCAAAGUAUCUGUGUCUUCCGGGGGUGACUGCAUUCGAACAUACAAGCCUGAAAUCAAGAAGGGAAGCUACAACAAUAUCGUUGUCAACGUAAAGACAGCUGUGGCCGACAACCUCCUUUUUUAUCUUGGAAGUGCCAAAUUUAUUGACUUUCUGGCUAUAGAAAUGCGUAAAGGCAAAGUCAGCUUUCUCUGGGAUGUUGGAUCCGGAGUUGGACGCGUAGAGUAUCCAGAUUUGACCAUUGAUGACUCAUACUGGUACCGUAUUGAGGCAUCAAGAACUGGGAGGAACGGGACCAUUUCUGUGAGAGCCCUGGAUGGACCCAAAGCCAGCAUUGUGCCCAGUACAUACCACGCGGUGUCUCCUCCAGGGUAUACUAUUCUUGAUGUGGAUGCAAACGCGAUGCUGUUCGUUGGUGGCUUGACUGGGAAACUGAAGAAGGCCGAUGCUGUACGCGUGGUUACAUUCACUGGCUGUAUGGGAGAAACAUACUUUGACAGCAAACCUAUAGGGUUAUGGAAUUUCCGAGAAAAAGAAGGUGACUGCAAAGGAUGUACUGUCAGUCCUCAGGUAGAAGAUAGUGAAGGGACUAUUCAGUUUGAUGGAGAAGGGUACGCAUUGGUCAGCCGCCCCAUUCGUUGGUACCCCAACAUCUCAACUGUCAUGUUCAAGUUCAGGACAUUUUCUUCAAGUGCUCUCCUGAUGUACCUUGCCACACGAGACCUGAAAGAUUUCAUGAGUGUAGAACUCACCGAUGGGCAUGUAAAAGUCAGCUAUGAUCUGGGUUCAGGAAUGGCUUCCGUUGUCAGCAAUCAAAACCAUAAUGAUGGGAAAUGGAAAUCCUUCACCCUGUCAAGAAUUCAGAAACAAGCCAACAUAUCAAUUGUAGAUAUAGAUACUAACCAGGAGGAGAACCUAGCAACUUUAUCUUCUGGAAACAACUUUGGUCUUGACUUGAAAGCAGAUGACAAAAUAUAUUUUGGUGGUCUGCCAACACUGAGAAACUUGAGUAUGAAAGCAAGACCAGAAGUAAAUUUGAAGAAAUAUUCGGGCUGCCUCAAAGAUAUUGAAAUUUCAAGAACUCCAUAUAAUAUACUCAGUAGCCCUGACUACGUUGGCGUUACCAAAGGAUGUUCACUGGAGAACGUUUACACAGUCAGCUUCCCAAAGCCUGGUUUCGUAGAGCUGUCCCCUGUACCGAUUGAUGUAGGCACAGAAAUCAACCUGUCCUUCAGCACCAAGAAUGAGUCUGGGAUCAUUCUCUUGGGAAGUGGAGGGACGCCAGUACAACCUCGUAGGAAACGAAGGCAAACUGGACAGGCCUAUUAUGCGAUAUUCCUGAACAAGGGCCGUCUGGAAGUGCAUCUCUCCAUGGGGACAAGAACAAUGAGGAAAAUUGUCGUCAAACCAGAGCCGAGUCUGUUUCACGACGGGAGAGAACAUUCCGUUCAUGUCGAGAGGACUAAAGGCAUGUUUACUGUUCAAGUCGAUGAAGACAGAAGGCAUAUGCAAAAUCUGACAGUAGAACAGGCAAUUGAAGUUAAGAAGCUUUUCGUUGGGGGUGCUCCACCUGAAUUUCAACCUCCCCCGCUCAGAAAUAUUCCUCCUUUUGAAGGCUGUGUAUGGAACCUUGUUAUAAACUCUGUCCCCAUGGACUUUGCACAGCCUGUCUCCUUCAAAAAUGCAGACAUUGGUCGUUGUGCCCAUCAGAAACCCCGUGAGGAUGAAGGUAGAGAAAUUCCAGCUGAAAUAGUUACCCAGCCAGAGCCAGUGCCCACCCCAGCCUUCCCUACACCCACCCCAGUUGUGGCACAGGGUCCUUGUGCUGCGGAAGCAGAACCAGCUCUUUUGAUAGGGAGCAAGCAGUUUGGGCUUUCGAAAAACAGUCACAUUGCGAUUGCCUUCGAUGACACCAAAGUUAAAAACCGCCUCACAAUCGAGUUUGAAGUGCGAACGGAAGCUGAAUCAGGCCUGCUUUUUUACAUGGCUCGGAUCAAUCAUGCUGAUUUUGCUACCGUUCAGUUGAGAAAUGGAUUGCCCUACUUCAGUUAUGACUUGGGAAGUGGUGACACCAACACCAUGAUCCCCACCAAGAUCAACGAUGGUCAGUGGCACAAGAUUAGGAUUAUGCGAAUUAAGCAAGAAGGAAUUAUUUAUGUAGAUGAUGCUUCCAACAGAACCAUCAGUCCCAAGAAAGCUGAUAUCCUAGAUGUUGUGGGGAUGCUGUAUGUUGGCGGACUGCCCAUCAACUAUACCACCCGAAGAAUUGGUCCAGUGACCUACAGCAUUGAUGGCUGCAUCAGGAAUUUUCAGAUGGCGGAGGCCCCUGUAGAUCUUGAACAACCAACCUCCAGUUUCCACGUUGGAACGUGUUUUGCUAAUGCUCAGAAAGGAACAUAUUUUGAUGGAACAGGUUUUGCCAAAGCAGUUGAUGGGUUCAAAGUGGGAUUGGACCUUCUUGUAGAAUUUGAGUUCCGCACAACUAGAACCACUGGAGUUCUUCUAGGAAUCAGCAGCCAGAAAAUGGAUGGAAUGGGUGUCGAAAUGAUUGAUGAAAAGCUUAUGUUUCAUGUGGACAAUGGUGCCGGCCGAUUCACUGCUGUCUAUGAUGCUGGGAUCCCUGGGCAUUUGUGUGAUGGACAAUGGCAUAAAGUCACAGCCAACAAGAUCAAACACCGCAUUGAGCUGACGGUAGAUGGGAACCAGGUGUUAGCCCAGAGCCCCAACCAGGCAUCCACAUCAGCUGAUACAAAUGACCCCGUGUUUGUUGGAGGAUUCCCAGAUGGCCUCAAUCAGUUUGGCCUGACAACCAACAUUAGGUUCCGAGGUUGCAUCCGAUCUCUGAGGCUCACGAAAGGCACAGGCAAGCCGCUGGAGGUCAAUUUUGCCAAGGCCCUGGAACUAUGGGGCGUUCAACCUGUAUCAUGCCCAGCCAACUAA